Esox lucius (northern pike) is the source of this 3250-nucleotide messenger RNA. RefSeq names its product mitochondrial calcium uptake family, member 3b (gene micu3b). Gene Ontology annotation, biological process: calcium import into the mitochondrion; mitochondrial calcium ion homeostasis. The coding region runs from base 3 to 1454 and encodes 483 amino acids. Lineage: Eukaryota; Metazoa; Chordata; Actinopteri; Esociformes; Esocidae. Gene Ontology annotation, cellular component: uniplex complex. The transcript has 15 exons. The record is from RefSeq and is a predicted model, not a curated record. Gene Ontology annotation, molecular function: calcium ion binding.
CAAUGAAUACAACCAUGGCUGCCUUCCGUAGACUUAUUUCCACACUGACUAAUUUCUCAUCUACAUCAGGGAGAUUUAUGGUUUGGAAACAAACUCCUGAGAGAACUAGACUAUUUAAACGCAUUGCAACUGGAGUAUGUAUUGCGAUCGGAGCUGGUAUCUCUAAUUAUUACAAUGUCCAAAAGAAACUGUCUACCCAAAUUGAUGAUGGUUUACUUCUCGCAUUACCAGCAGUAUCCGCGACAGAUAAGGACAAGACAUUCGACCUGGAUGACGAGGAUGUGUACAUGUCAUCCCAUGAGACCAGAUUUCGGUUGUUCAGCUCAAUGGAAUAUGAAGGACAGCUCUAUAUGACGCCUUUGAACUUCAUUGAGUCUGUCACCAUGAGUGAGCCCAAGAAUAAGAGGAUUUGGAAGUCUCUCACUAAACAGGAGUUGGAGCAGAUGCUGACUGAUACCCCUCCAGUUUUUAAAGGAUCAUCCAAUUUAUUCAGGAACCUACGCCAUCGAGGCAUCAUCGGUUACACAGAGUAUAUCUUCCUGCUUUGUAUUUUAACAAAGCCUCACGCUGGAUUUAAGAUAGCCUUCAACAUGUUUGAUGCAGAUGGAAAUGAGAUGGUGGACAAGCGGGAGUUCUUGGUGCUUGAGGAAAUCUUCCGUAAGAAAAAGGAUCGUAAAGUUGGUGCGGAUGGGGCACCAAGAUCAGACAAGCUGAGCCUGCAACUGUAUGGGAACCGGGAGUCCCGUGCACAGAGAGUCCUUAGAACAGAGGCUCAGCACUUAGAGCCUCGGGGCAUUUGGGAUGUUCUAAGGAAGGGGGCAAGCCAAGCUCUCUUUUCUGACCUGGAGAAUAUGGAUGAAAAUAUGACUGACACAACACUGUUGGUGCAUUUCUUUGGGAAAAAGGGAAAGGCAGAGUUGGGCUUUGAUGAUUUUUACAGGUUCAUGGAUAACCUGCAGACAGAGGUUCUUGAGAUUGAGUUCCUGUCCUAUUCCAAGGGUCUGCCUAUCAUCAGUGAGGAGGACUUUGCCCGCAUCCUACUGCGUUUCACCAAUGUAGAUGACAUUGCAGGGUACCUGGACAAUGUCCGCAAGAGCAUUACAGAUGAGAAGGGAAUCACCUUUGAUGAGUUCAGAUCCUUCUUUCAAUUCAUGAACAACCUGGAGGAUUUUGCUAUAGCCAUGCAAAUGUACAACUUUGCCAAUCGUUCCAUUGGCCAAGAUGAGUUUGCACGGGCGGUCUACGUGGCCACGGGCCUGAAGCUGACUGACCACCUGGUCCACACGGUGUUCCACAUCUUUGACGAGGACCGCGAUGGACAGCUCAGUUACAAGGAGUUCAUUGGCGUCAUGAAGGACAGGCUGCACCGCCGUGCCGCUUUUAGAGUGGAUGAUAAAAAGAAGUUCACUUCUUUCAAGUCUUGUCUGAAGAAAGAGAUCUCAUCCGGCAGAUAGAUCACCCGAUGAAUAUCCGGCACCCCCAUAUCUGGAUGGACUACCCCUAUCCAUGAAUCAGAAUCCCUUGCAAUCACUAAGUACAUUUACAUAUACCCAGAAUGCAACUUGGUAUAAAGGUGCUGCUGGUGGUAGACAAGAAUGCACCAAAGAUCCCUCAAAUGAAUGGCACGUACAGCUCAUUCCUUUAUCAAUGUGAAGAUGAGAGAAGGACAUAGUAUUCACAUGGCAGUCUCUGCAGUAGUCUAAAACAAUCAGAAAUUAUAUGAAAUACCACUCUACCCACCUUGCUCUAGUUGGAUGAUACUGGAAAUGUUUUCACGUUAAUGACGAUGUGACAAAACAAAGUUAAUCUGACGACCCUAAUAGUAACCUGAAGUCUUAAGCUUGCUGUGAAGCUGUCAGUCUGUUAUGUAUGGAAAUGAACAUUAUGUGCUAUGUAGCACUGUAAUGGUGAUGAUAUACCUUUAAGUCACUCUAAUAGUAUUUUUCUACCCAUUUUUUUUGAAAUGCUGAAAGCCAGGAAUCGUGUAACCCUUUCCUGGUCACAGGACCUGGUAGUGUCACUAUAAACUCUAAUAUAUUGUUACAGCAGAUUUACUCACUCAGAGAUAAUUCAUUAUUUAUUGACCUGCUUAUUAAUCUGUCAGUGUACAUUAUUUAUUCACCAUUUACUGUGUUCAUGUGUUUAUUUAGCUCAUUAAGUCCCAGACAUUGAGAUCCCUGUUUGCUUUGUGGCCAACGGGCUGUAGCUGUGUGUAGUAUGGUCUAAUGUGAUUCCCUCCCAGUACCAAGCCUGAUAAUCUGCCUGUACACUGGGUACAUUGCUAACAUACUUUCUCCAAGGCUGUCUACAGCUCACUGCACAGAUUAGCUUACACUGGGGAGCACUGCAUCCCUCUUGUGUUCUGUUCACACGGCUUCCUGCUGCAGCUCAUUCUCAAAUAACUCUCGGAGAUACCCCCAAUCGGGAUUUUAUCACUGGGAUUCAUUGUGUAAACAGUGGCAGCUAACCCUAUUAAUAAUUUAUAGUAAUCAAGGUUUCACUCUGAUGUAAUGGUGAGACUUAAUGUAUACUUACUGUAUAUACUAUUUUCAUACUCAGCCUACUGACAGGGAUCUAUUCAAUGACAACUUUAUGAGAAAAAAAAAGUCUAGAUAAAAUAUUGGAGUAACUUGAAAUGACAUUUUGUUCUGAGGUGUGUGUUUUUCUCCCUCAGGUGGUUACCCAGGAUGCCCUUAUUUUACUGUGUGCCACUAUGACAUGUACUAACUCAAUCCUUUCAAAAGUCAAAAAUGUUGUUUAUAUAUUUCCAAAAUGUAUUUUAAAGACUGUAGUUCUGGUCUGAUGUGAUAGUUACCUAGUGUUUUUUUUCUGUGUGAAUACAUACUUGGUUAGCUAGUGCCAGUAUCUCCCAAUAUAAUGUAAUAUGUUAUGUUAUGGAAAUGUCUUUAAUUGAUGUGUUCUUUCUGAUUAAACGGCCAUGUUUAGAUGAGAAAAGGAAUGUUGGUUGUGCGGUGGGAAAGGAAGUAUGAGGUGUCGAGGUAAAAGAAAAUCUUCAGCAGGACGGGGGUAGAUACAGAUCAAUGGGUUUUAGUACAGGAUAGAGGAAUAUACACAACAGGGGGUAGGAUGGAUAAGGAACAUAGGUUGUUUUGUGGUACGACCAUGCAGAUUCCUACCCUCACCCAUUUCUCUAUAAGUAUUGAAUGUACUUCCCAAUGUUUUAGAGAUUAUUCAAUGUUAUUCUGUAGCCUGUGUACUCUCUCCAAGAAUAAAACUGUUUAUUGUGCAA